GCUUCCGCUUCCGGCGGUGCCCGCGGCUGCUUUGAAUCGCAGCGGCGCGGCCGUUGGGCGCUGUGAGGUGAAGCGAGGCCUCUGGCUGCUCGUUUUAAGACGAGGAAAACACGUCUGUAUUCAGGGCUGUUCUUCGGCAGCUCUGUAUUCGACUGUAAGUUUAGCGGUUUAGUAAGAUGUCUUCUAAGAAAAGAACGAAGAGAAACCGUACUGGAGAUGAAUUCAAGGAACACAAAGGCAGUUCUCAUCCUCGCCGGAAAUUUCUUCUCCCUGAGGAACCUGAUGUCUCAAGGAUAUCGAAGGUUGCAGGUGUAAACCAACUCGAGGAGCUUUGUGAUUCAUUUGAUCAGCCUUUGCACAGUACUGCUGUAGACGCUUAUGCAGAGGAGCACUCAGAAAAUGAAUCAUCUAGUCAUGUUCCAGCUCCACAAAGGACAAAUGUGGAAAGAAGUGAAAAGAUGCACUUGAAGAUGCCUGAAGGCGACGUUCACAAGUUCAACCAGAGUGGUUCUGUACAUGAGCCCCUUAAGGAGAAUCUGAACGCUCCAAAUAUUACUCGAUCUGAGGUGAAAAAGAAGGGACCUUCAAAGAAGAGUACACCAGAUCCUUCUGUUAACAGCCCAUCUUCUGUACAACUUUGGUGUCCCAGUGAGCUGAAAAGAUCAUCCAGAGAUAUCACAGAACUGGAUGUUGUUCUGAGUGAAUUUGAAAAGAUAGCAGCAAACUAUAGACAAAGCAUAGAAUCAAAGAUGUGCAGAAAAGCUAUCAGUGCCUUUUGUUCUGCUUUUGAGGACCAAGUCACUAAUCUUAUAAUAGAAGUCCAGGAAUUAAAGAAUAUAAAGAAAAAAAAUGCUAAGGUGGUGGCAGACAUCAACAAGAAAAGGCAGCGACUGAUGCAAGUCAGAGAAAAGCUAAGUAGAACUGAACCACAACUGAUGAAACUACAAAAAGAAUAUGCUGAGGUAGAGGAGAGGAAAUCUUCCUUGAGGCAAGUAGUUCAAUUCCUUGCUGAUCUAAAGGAACUACAGCACGACUACUUGAAUUACAGAGAAGAAAACCCAAGAAAGAAAGUAGCAUAUGGAACUUCCAGCCUACCUGCUCUUCUGGUGGAGUCACGGAGAAUUCUACAAGCAGAAAGACACUUUCAAAAUAUUAAUAGGAAACUGGAAUAUGCCCUGGAGGUACAGAGAGGGAAGUUAUCCAAGGAACAUUAAGCUCUUUUAAUAGGCUUUUUGACUAUAAUUGAUCAUUACUGUAAUGGACUGUGCUUUGCUUGGCUAAUUGUUGUUGGUCUUUGGUGUUUAAAAGAAGUCAGUGACUUCAUCAGAUAGUAUCUUUCUAUUGUAAAAUAGCUUACCUAAGAACUUAAUUCAGAAUGAAAUAAUUCCAGUUAAUAUAGUAAAACUCCUUGUACUCUGUCAACAACACUUGUUUUUUUUUUUCUUUUAAUCUUUGGUUAUUUAAGUAAUGUGAUCUUGAAAACAAUAUGUACUUUAAAGAGGGAAUGCACUGACUUUGGAUGAACCAGCGACAGACAAAUCUCUUUAUUAAAUCUGUACCAGAAAUAAGUA
Meleagris gallopavo (turkey) is the source of this 1571-nucleotide messenger RNA. It is a transcript of the gene CENPU, whose product is annotated as centromere protein U. Gene Ontology annotation, cellular component: nucleus. NCBI's taxonomy places the organism in Eukaryota, Metazoa, Chordata, Aves, Galliformes, Phasianidae. The record is from RefSeq and is a predicted model, not a curated record.